Labeo rohita (rohu) is the source of this 2076-nucleotide messenger RNA. Its product is annotated as E3 ubiquitin-protein ligase TRIM39-like. The record is from RefSeq and is a predicted model, not a curated record. Gene Ontology annotation, molecular function: zinc ion binding; protein binding. The coding region runs from base 143 to 1669 and encodes 508 amino acids. The transcript is spliced from 7 exons. Lineage: Eukaryota; Metazoa; Chordata; Actinopteri; Cypriniformes; Cyprinidae.
ACUGGAUUUCAGUUUUAGAUUCAGCGAAAGUGAAACUAACUUGAUUAACAACUAAUGUGGGUGCCUAAACGAUACGAUACGAUAAACCUCUUCACGAAAGAAUAUUUAAAGAUCCCUGUGGACACAUCUCAUACUCACAGCAAUGUCAUCCUCCAGUGGUCCACUGACUGAGGAGCUUCAGUGCUCUAUAUGUCUGGACGUGUUCACUGAUCCAGUCAGCACUCCGUGUGGACACAACUUCUGCAAGACCUGUCUGAAUAAGUACUGGGACAACAGCCAGACCUGCAACUGUCCAUAUUGUAAAGAAACGUUCAACCAAAGACCUGAUCUUAAGAUUAAUACCACACUCCGAGAGAUCGUAGAUCACUAUGAAAAGAAAAAUCCUAAAGAAAAACCUGAAGUUCUGUGUGACUUUUGUGAGGAAACAAAGCUGAAAGCCCUGAAGUCAUGUCUGGUGUGUCAGAGCUCUUACUGUGAAACUCACUUGCAGCCUCAUUUUAAAGUGGCAGGUUUAAAGAAACACAAACUGAUGGAUCCUGUGAGUAAUCUGGAGCACUAUAUAUGUCAGAAACAUGAGAGACCUCUGGAGCUGUUCUGUAGAGAUGAUCAGACAUGUGUGUGUCUGAUGUGCACUGUGACAGACCACAAGAACCACAACACUGUUCCUAUAGAAGUGGAGAGUGGAGAGAAGAAGACUCAACUUAUGAAGACACAGAAAGACAUACAGCAGAUGAUCCAAGACAGAAUCAAGAAGAUUCAAGACAUCAAACACUCAGUAGAAGUCAGAAAAAGAUUUUUUACUGAACUGCUGGAGAUGAUGGAGGAGCAACAGAAAGCAGCAGAGAAACAGGAGCAAGACCUCGUUGAAGAUCUGGAGCAGGAGAUCACUGAGCUAAAGAUGAGAAACACUGAGCUGGAGCAGCUCUUACACACUGAAGAUCACCUCCACCUCCUACAGAUUUACUCAUCCCUGUGCGGCCCUAGAAAACCCAGGAACUGGCCUGAGAUCAGUAUGAGGACUUAUAAGAAUCUGAAGAUUUUGAGGAGAACUCUAUCUCAACAGCAGGAAACUCUAGAUAAGAAACUCACGCAAACUGAGCUGAAGUGGAUGCGGCAGUAUGCAGUGGAUGUGACUCUGGAUCCUGAUACAGCUCAUCCAUGUCUCAUCUUGUCCAAAGAUGGAAAACAAGUGAGAUGUGGAGACAUUUGGCAGAAACUCCCUGACAACCCAAAGAGAUAUGAUAGAUAUACAAAUGUCCUAGGAACAGAGGGAUUCUCAAGAAAAUUUUAUUUUGAGGUGCAGGUGAAGGAAAAGACUAGAUGGGAAUUAGGAGUGGCCAGAGGAUCUGUUUACAGGAAGGGAGAAAUCAAACUGAGACCCACUAAUGGAUACUGGACUGUGUGGCUGAAGAAUGGCCAUGAAUAUGCAGCUCUCUCUGAUCCUCCCGUUUCUCUGUUUGUGAGAGUAAAGCCACAGCGUGUCGGUGUGUUUGUGGAUUAUGAGGAGGGUCUGGUCUCCUUUUAUGAUGUGGAGUCCAGCUCUCAUAUCUACUCUUUCACUGGUCAGUCUUUCACUGACAAACUCUAUCCAUAUUUUAGCCCAGAUCUAAACAUUGAAGGUAAAAACUCAAGCCCACUGGUCAUCACACCAGUCGAUUACAGUAAAUGAAUUUACUCCUCUAUGAAGGUUUAGGUGUUUUUUCUUUUUAAUUGAAAAUCUGAAAACAUAAUCUAUUUGUUACUUCUGGAAGGAUGACUUGGCCUUAUAUGCCUCUGAAGUUUGUGAAACUCUGUUGCAAAGUUGUGUUGUUGUAAUUUCUCAUGCUUUCUGUUUGUCCAAAACUGUGACUUUUUUAGAACACCAAAUAAGUAUUUUUCCCCCUACUGUGAUGUGUAUCCAAGUGAAACAGCUUAUAGAACAAGAAAAAACGUACAGCGGGACUUGAUUUUGUCCAUUGGGAAUUGGAUCUUUGUUUGCUAUUUCUGUGAUUGCAUGUGAGUGACAGGUUGCUGGAGGUUAUUGUCAAGGGCACAUGCAUUACAAAAAAUAUGUGCACAAAUAUAUAAUUUAUAAUA